Messenger RNA from Centrocercus urophasianus (Greater sage-grouse), 2081 nucleotides. It is a transcript of the gene DHRS12, whose product is annotated as dehydrogenase/reductase 12. The coding region runs from base 32 to 1015 and encodes 327 amino acids. The transcript is spliced from 10 exons. The record is from RefSeq and is a predicted model, not a curated record. NCBI's taxonomy places the organism in Eukaryota, Metazoa, Chordata, Aves, Galliformes, Phasianidae.
GGGACCGAGUCACGGUGGUGGCGGUAGCACCAUGUCGUGGUACCGCAACGUCGUGUGGUUCGUGAAGGGGCUGCGGGAGUACACGAGGAGCGGUUACGAAUCUGCCUCCAAGCACUUCGACCCGGCAGAUCUGGAGGUGGACGUGGCCGGUAGAUCCUUUCUGAUCACUGGGUCCAACAGCGGCAUUGGCAAGGCUGCAGCCAGGGAGAUAGCGCGGAGAGGUGGCACGGUUCACCUGGUUUGCCGCAAUAAGGAACGAGCUGAGGACGCCAAAGGAGAAAUAGUGACAGAAACUGGCAAUCAGAAUAUCUUCUUGCAUAUUGUGGAUAUUUCUAACCCCAAAGAAAUCUGGAAGUUUGCUGAAAAAUUCAAAACUGAACAUAAAUUGAAUGUGUUGAUUAACAAUGCAGGGUGUAUGGUGAACAACAGAGAGUUAACUGAAAAUGGACUUGAAAAAAACUUUGCAACAAAUACCUUGGGUACAUACGUUCUGACAACUGCCCUGCUGCCCCUCCUAGAAAAGGAAGCUGAUGCCAGAGUGGUAACUGUCUCUUCUGGGGGCAUGCUAGUUCAAAAACUAGACAUAUCUGACUUGCAGUCAGGAAGUGGGACGUUUGAUGGAACUAUGGUGUAUGCUCAAAACAAGAGACAGCAAGUUGUCUUGACAGAACAAUGGGCAAAAACUCACAGAAGCAUCCAUUUCUCUGUUAUGCACCCGGGCUGGGCAGACACUCCAGCUGUGAGGUCCUCGAUGCCAGACUUCUAUCAGAAGAUGAAGAACAGCCUGCGUACAGAGGCGCAGGGAGCUGAUACUGUGGUGUGGUUGGCAGUAUCAUCUGAGGCAGCAAAGUUACCCAGUGGCCUCUUCUUCCAAGACAGGCAACCAGUCCCUACACACCUGCCCUUAGCAAGAACCCACAGCCUACCAGGGGAUGAGGAGAAGCUAAUGGAGGUGCUGGAAGAAUUCUCCCAGAAGUUUAAAUCCACUUCUCCAGGAUCCCCUCAGUGCAGCUGAAGAUCAUGGAGCAGAUCUUCCUGGAAAAUAUGCUAAGGCACAUGGAAGAGAAGGAUGUGAUACGGGAUAACCAGCAUGGCUUCACCAAGGGCAGGUCCUGCCUGACCAACUUUGUUGCUUUUUAUGAUGGCGUAACUGCAUCAGUAGACAAGGAAAGAGCCACUGAUGUAAUCUAUGUGGACUUCAGUAAGGCCACAGUCCCCCAUAACAGCUUUCUCUCCAAAUUGGAAAGGGACAGAGUCCCCUAUAACAUUCUUCUCUCCAAAGUGGAAAGGUAUGGAUUUGAUGAGUGGACAGGGAAAUGGGAUCGUACCUUGGGAGUGGUGAUCUAUGCACUGAUGUGCAGAUAGAGAUCAGUUACAAGUGGUGUUCCUCAGGGGUCAUUACUGGGAUCUGUACUUUUUAACAUCUUAAUUAAUGAACAGUGGGAUUGAGUGCACCCUCAGCACAUUUCCAGAUGAUGCCAAGAUGUCUGGUGCAGUUGAUACACCUGGGGAACAGGAUGCCAUUGAGAGAGACCUAGACUGCCUUGAGCAGUGGGCCCAGGAGAACCUCCUGAGGUUCAAUAAAUCCUGCACGUGGUCCUGCACGUGGGUUGUGGUAACCUCUGCUACCAGUGCAAACUGGGGGAUGUAAGCAUGGAGCACCGCCGCAAGGGACCUGAAUGAACAGGUGGAUGGGAAGCUGGACAUGAACCAGCAAUGGACCCUCGCAGCCCAGAGAAUCAACCAUAUCCUUACACAGCAGUGUGGCUGGCAGGACGAGGGAGGUGAUCCUGCCUUUCUGCUCUGCACUGUGAGGCCUCACCUGGAGUACUGCAUCCAGAUGUGGAGUUCCCAGCACAGGAGAGACACAGACCUGUUGGAGUGCAUGCAGAGGCGGGCAGCAAAAAUGAUCGCCUCUCCUGGUGAUCAUUUUUGAGGGAGCUGGGACUGUUCAGCCUGGAAAAGAGAAGGUCUGCCAGGGAGACCUGAAAGCAGCCUUUCACUAUCUAAAGGGGAGCUGUAAGAAGGAAGGAACAGACUCUUUAGCAGGGUCUGCUGUGACAGGACAAGGGGAAAUGGUU